GCAGUCUUUGAAAUAACAAAACCCCAAAAUUGGACCCUCCCCUCACUCGAGGUGUUCGUCUGCUUAAACCCUACAUCGCCAGAUUUCAGGGUUUUAAGUUCCAACUAAUUGUCACAGACUGUAAUAUCAUUAUCGCCUCUUGUUUCCAAAUGUCUACUCUAUCACGUUGAUUGUCACUUUUCUUUUAUUUAUGCACAAUUGGAAGAUAUCUUCUUACUUUCUCUGAUCGAUUCAAUUCGAGUUUUCCUGCAAUGUCGGCGAAUCAAAAGACAGAAUCACCAGAUACAUUAAAAUACGAAGUGUUCAGCUGUAAAGAUGCACCAAAAAAGCAUGCUGCAUCAGUUGGCACAAAAGAAGACAACCCCUUCGAUUUUGUUCGAGUUUUGUUGGAUGGUGCUAUAGCUGGAGCUGCUGCUGGAGUUGUUGUGGAAUCUGUAUUAUAUCCACUUGACACUAUUAAAACCCGACUUCAAACAGUUCGUGGUGGAGGAAAAAUUAUCUUGAAGGGUUUGUACUCUGGUUUGGCUGGAAAUCUUGCAGGUGUCUUACCUGCAUCAGCCAUAUUUAUUGGUGUAUACGAACCUACAAAGCAAAAGCUACUGAAGAGCUUCCCUGAAAAUCUUAGUGCCCUGGCUCACCUGACCGCAGGUGCUGUUGGAGGAGCUGCUUCUUCUAUUAUACGCGUACCAACAGAGGUUGUUAAGCAAAGGAUGCAGACUGGGCAUUUUGCUUCAGCCCCUGAUGCUGUUCGCCUUAUUGUUGCUAAAGAGGGCUUUAAAGGGCUUUUUGCGGGGUAUAGUUCUUUUCUGUUGCGAGACUUGCCUUUUGAUGCCAUCCAGUUUUGCAUAUACGAGCAGCUUCGAAUUGGGUAUAAACUAGCGGCGAAAAGGAAUCUUAGUGAUCCUGAGAAUGCUGUGAUCGGUGCUUUUGCAGGUGCAAUCACAGGAGCUGUAACAACACCAUUAGAUGUGAUAAAGACUAGGUUGAUGGUUCAGGGAUCAUCAAACCAGUACACAAGUAUCUCCCACUGUGUCGGCACCAUUUUAAAGGAAGAAGGGGCUUCUGCAUUUCUAAAGGGUAUGGGGCCGAGGGUUCUGUGGAUAGGUAUUGGAGGCUCCAUUUUCUUUGGUGUUCUUGAAAAGACAAAGCAGCUACUUGCAGCAGAAAGAGAGGACCAUAAGCUAAGUUAAAACUUCAUUCUUUUAUGACUAAAUUACAGAUUUGGUCCCUGUGGUUUAUGGAAUCAGCUUGUAAACUUUAUUUAUCAAGUAGAUUAGCCGGUGGUAUGAGUGGUAUGCAAUUCUUUUCAUGGGUUCUGAAUCAUACCACCAUCCAUUAAUUGUGAGGGCAUUUUCGUAUUUUUCUCUGUUUUAAUAUUUAAUAUUUCUCCUUUUUAACC
Molecule: messenger RNA, 1399 nt
Organism: Cynara cardunculus var. scolymus (artichoke)
Lineage: Eukaryota; Viridiplantae; Streptophyta; Magnoliopsida; Asterales; Asteraceae
Product: S-adenosylmethionine carrier 1, chloroplastic/mitochondrial-like
Exons: 12
Coding region: 252-1190 (312 amino acids)
Cellular component (GO): mitochondrial inner membrane
Molecular function (GO): S-adenosyl-L-methionine transmembrane transporter activity
Source: RefSeq, a predicted model, not a curated record